GUUUGAGCAGUCCAUCCAACCAAUGAUCGACUCAGCAUUCAAUGGCAUUAACGUCGCUGUUUUGGUCUAUGGACAAACAUCGAGCGGCAAAACGCACACAGUACGUGGGUCUAAAAAAGAAGCUGGGAUCUUGCCUUUGGCAGUACAAGAGAUAUUUCGCAGAGCCGAGGGUAUGCAGAGUGGUGGCGAGUACUCCUUUGCAGUGAGCUAUUACCAGAUAUACAAUGAGAAGAUCAGCGACAUGUUAAACGGAAGCGAGAAGGCAAAAGACCUGAAAGUGCACUCGAAUAACGAGGGGACUGCGGUGAUUCAAGAUUUGACAUCGACACCUGUCACAUGCUACAAUGACGUUACGCAACUGCUAAAGCAGGGUGACGCACGUCGAGUCACCAGAGAGCACGAGAUGAAUGCGACCAGUAGUCGGUCUCACGCCAUUUUCAGAAUGGUAAGCAUCAUGUAUUUCCCACGUCCCACCGAUUGUGCUAUCAUAUACUCAUUUAACGUCGUGGUUGCUAAGGGUAUUCAAGAGCUGUCGGCGUCCAUCUAG
This is a messenger RNA of Sphaeroforma arctica JP610, 547 nucleotides long. RefSeq lists its product as hypothetical. The annotation marks the transcript as partial. Gene Ontology annotation, molecular function: plus-end-directed microtubule motor activity; ATP binding; microtubule binding. Gene Ontology annotation, biological process: mitotic cell cycle; microtubule-based movement. The transcript has 5 exons. Gene Ontology annotation, cellular component: microtubule. NCBI's taxonomy places the organism in Eukaryota, Ichthyosporea, Ichthyophonida. The record is from RefSeq and is a predicted model, not a curated record.